Messenger RNA from Vicia villosa (hairy vetch), 3883 nucleotides. Its product is annotated as ribonuclease J-like. NCBI's taxonomy places the organism in Eukaryota, Viridiplantae, Streptophyta, Magnoliopsida, Fabales, Fabaceae. The record is from RefSeq and is a predicted model, not a curated record. Bases 186 to 2648 code for a protein of 820 amino acids. The transcript is spliced from 17 exons.
UGUACUCGUAUUUGUCUAUUGUUGUGUAAGAAAGAAAGAUAGCAGUGAAGCGCAAUACCAUUUCCCGCUUCGAACAUAACUCUCUUCGAGUAACAUCUCAUCUCCUACAAAAACCCUCUCCACUCCAUUAUUCUAUCCCCCACCAACACCACAAAUCGUUAGGGUUUCGUUUUUCUCUCUGAAAGAUGGUUACUUCUAAUUCUCUUUCCCUCUCUACUCACACUCUCCUUUUCCAUAGCAGACAUCGUCUUCACCCUACAAGGAACCGUUCCUCUCGUUACUCGUUUCCCUCCAAUGCUCUCCCAAAUAUUGAUGUAGCCAAAGUACUGCAAAGAAGAUCAAGAAGAAUAGAAGGUCCUAAAAAAAACAUGGAAGAUUCUGUUCAACGCAGGAUGGAGCAAUUUUACGAAGGAUCAGAUGGGCCACCUCUUCGCGUUCUUCCUAUUGGUGGAUUGGGUGAAAUUGGAAUGAAUUGCAUGCUUGUAGGGAACCAUGAUCGAUGUAUCCUCAUUGACGCUGGAGUCAUGUUCCCAGACUAUGAUGAGCUUGGGGUCCAAAAGAUUAUACCUGACACAACGUUUAUUAAAAAAUGGAGCCACAAAAUUGAAGCAGUUAUUAUAACACACGGUCAUGAAGAUCAUAUUGGUGCAUUGCCUUGGGUCAUCCCAGUGUUGGAUUCUCAAACACCAAUUUUUGCAUCGUCGUUUACAAUGGAGCUUAUAAGAAAACGUUUGAAGGAUCAUGGUAUUUUUGUUCCAUCCCGACUAAAAGUAUUUAGAACAAGGAAGAAGUUUGUAGCUGGGCCAUUUGAGAUAGAGCCUAUCAGAGUGAGCCAUUCUAUUCCGGAUUGCUGUGGAUUAGUUCUUCGCUGUUCUGAUGGUACUAUUCUUCAUACUGGGGAUUGGAAGAUCGAUGAAACACCAUUAGAUGGUAAAGUUUUUGACCGUGAAGCUCUAGAGGAACUCUCCAAAGAAGGAGUCACAUUGAUGAUGAGCGAUUCAACAAAUGUACAAUCACCUGGAAGGACAAUGAGCGAGUCUGUCGUAGCUGAUGCAUUAUUGAGGCAUAUUUCAGCUGCCAAAGGAAGGGUUAUAACAACCCAGUUUUCUUCAAAUAUUAAUCGUCUUGGAAGUGUUAAAGCCGCUGCUGAUUUGACUGGCCGAAAGUUGGUGUUUGCCGGCAUGUCUUUAAGGACAUAUUUGGAUGCAGCUUGGAAGGAUGGAAAGUCUCCAAUUGAUCCAUCCACUUUGGUGAAACUAGAGGAUAUUGAUGUUUAUGCGCCUAAGGAUUUGCUGAUCGUGACUACGGGUUCUCAAGCAGAACCGCGUGCUUCCUUAAAUCUUGCAUCAUAUGGAAAUAGUCAUGCUUUAAAACUGACAAAGGAAGACAGUCUGUUGUAUUCUGCUAAGAUUAUCCCCGGUAACGAGUCUCGUGUUAUGGAAAUGCUAAACCGAAUAUCAGAGAUUGGAUCAACAAUAGUCAUGGGGAAUAAAGAAUGUCUACACACAUCUGGUCAUGCGUAUCGUGGUGAAUUGGAGGAAGUGCUCAGAAUUGUGAAGCCACAACAUUUUCUCCCCAUACACGGAGAACUCUUGUUCUUGAAGGAGCAUGAGUUACUUGGAAAAUCAACUGGCAUUCAGCACACUGCUGUUAUUAAGAAUGGAGAGAUGCUUGGUGUUUCACAUUUGAGAAACAGGAAAGUCCUUUCUAAUGGAUUUAUUGCUCUUGGAAAAGAGAAUUUGCAGUUGAAGUAUAGUGAUGGUGACAAAGCAUUUGGUUCAUCAAGUGAACUCUUCAUUGAUGAAAGAUUGAGAAUUGCAUUAGACGGCAUCAUUGUGGUUAGCAUGGAGGUAUGCCGCCCUCACAGUUUAGACAGUUCAGUUGAAAACACCUUAAAAGGAAAAAUAAGAAUUACCACAAGAUGCCUAUGGCUUGACAAAGGGAAGCUGUUAGACGCACUCCAUAAAGCUGCUCAUGCUGCUCUUUCAAGCUGCCCUGUAAACUGCCCAUUGUCUCACAUGGAAAAAACUGUGUCUGAGAUGUUAAGGAAAAUGGUGAGGAAGUAUAGUGGAAAGCGGCCAGACGUUAUUGCAGUUGCUAUAGAAAAUCCUGUAGCUGUUCUUGCCACUGAGAUAAACACAAGGUUGUCUGGAAAAUCCUAUGUGGGUGCGAUAUCGACUUUCAGAAGCGCGGUGCAUCGACACGAGAGAGAAAACCAAUCUACCAAAAUGCAAAUGAGAGAUGAUGAUAAUGAUGUUGAAAGUCUUCUACUUAAGGAAGAUGCUACUACCUCAAAUAGAGCUGCAAGUAAUUUCUCUGAAAUAGAGGAUGGUCCUGAAGAUGCUGAAACCAAAUCAGUGAAGAGAAACAAAUGGAAAGAGGAGGAAGUUAAGAAGUUGAUCGGUGUGCGCAGGGAAUUUGAAGACAUAUUUCAAUUAGUGAGGGGAAAUAAUGUCUUCUGGGAAGAAAUAUCCAAGAAUUUGUUGGCUUAUGGUAUCAACAAAAAUCCUGGGCAGUGUAGAUCUAUGUGGACAUCUCUGUUACAGAAAUAUGAGGAGAUUAAAAAUGAGAACAGAGAGGAAAGAUGGCUUUAUCUGGAAGACAUGGAAAGGGUUUUGUCCGUUAUCGAGGCACCAGCAAAAAUAUGACUGGGAGUGUGAUGAAUAAGACCAGCUAAAUUUGCAAAACUUUCUGCAUCAAUAAAUUUGAGCAUGGUCGGAGGUGGGAAGAUAAUCCGUCAGUUGCAUGAUUAUUGCAUCAUGGAUCUGUAAGAUUGAAAGUCCCUAGUUUUGUGAGAAGAUAGGUAGAAUUAAAAGGGAUUGCCAUUCACACUAACAAUAGUUAAUGAAGGAUGAGUAUGCCGUUUUGGAGAUGAUUAUUCCCCCUUACUCAAAUGGCCGCCCUCAACCAAAUGACGUUGACAUAAUUUUUUUUUACUGGUAAAAUUGAUAUACUAAUUUUGAAGGAGACCAAAAUAAAUUUAUUCUAUUAAUUGUCGUAAUUAGUUUCAUUAUGUUUAUAGUGGCAUGUGUUUAGGCGCAAGUCAUAAACCAACUGUUGAAAUCUAAAUUUUGAUCACAUACACCAGAAAAUCAAUGUGAAGGUCUAGAUGUUUAUACUUUUCGUGUAUUUGGAUGUGAAUCUAUCAUGUUGAUGUUACACCCCAAUGCUAAUUCCAUUGUGAUUUUUUUGUAGUUAUAUGUUGGAAAAUUGGAUGGAAUCAUGUCUUUCUAGCGCACCGCGCAAAAAUACCAAAAUGUUCCCAUAUUUUGGAGAUGUAUCUCCAGACGCACUAAACGUUUGCUGAAACACCAAUUAUUCUGGAAAUGCAUAUCUGAAGUAAUGUCGGAUGGCGAUUUUUGGGAUUUUGCAUAGCAGAAGGCAGAAAAACAUAAUUGAAAAACACCAACUUGACAAAAUCAAAAUAUCAUUGAUAUUAUAAUAUCAGCAAUACAUAAGGGGUUUUAAGAUAGAUCAAACAUCUUGAUAGUAUCAUCGACUGAUCUUGAAACAUUUGCAUCCAACUCGAUUGAAACUUUUGAUUCUAAACGGAAAAAGGUUUUCCACAUAGCCUGUAAAUCAGUGGUUGUCUUCAGCUAAUGGUUGCUGACUCAAGCUUCCAUUCUUUGUCAAAGGAUGGCGAGCGGUACUCGAUCUUCACAAUUUUGCGAUUAUACCAUAUGGGAGUGGAUCCUGCAUUGUAUAUCGCAGAUCUUUAGGAGAGGUGUACUCGGUGAUCUUAAAUUCUCUUGAUGGUGUAUUAUCGGUAAAGUGAAUAUUUUCAACAUGCCAAAUGAUGUUCAUUCUAUUUUUGGUGUUUUUGUAUGCAACAAUAUGCCAAGUGAGAUUAUAUAUAGUAGUUGGAGGCUAACAUGGACCUCAC